Molecule: messenger RNA, 1275 nt
Organism: Coffea eugenioides
Lineage: Eukaryota; Viridiplantae; Streptophyta; Magnoliopsida; Gentianales; Rubiaceae
Product: class V chitinase-like
Exons: 2
Coding region: 1-1275 (424 amino acids)
Biological process (GO): carbohydrate metabolic process; chitin catabolic process
Cellular component (GO): extracellular region
Molecular function (GO): chitin binding; chitinase activity
Source: RefSeq, a predicted model, not a curated record
AUGCUAAUAGAAUUUCAUAGAAAGAUUGACGUCGACAUGUAUUUGUAUCUUUAUUUCCUGAGGACAAGUAUAAAUACACUGUUUAGUGAUAGUAUUGUCAGCCACUGGAAAGUUGAACGAGCAAUAUACCUUACAAUGGCCACUCUAAAACUCGCGUUGCUUUUGUUUAUUUUUGUCUUGAUUGGUUUGGAAACUUCGGAGUCUAAUGCAUCUCGAUAUUCUGGGGUCAAAGGUGCAUAUUGGCCUUCCUGGUUGGCAGAAAAUCUCCCUCCAUCAGCUAUACCAACUCCAUACUUCAAUCGCCUCAUAUAUGCCUUUGUCCAGUUUGAUGCAGAGAAUUACCAGCUUUCAGUCACUGAAUUUGAUGAACAAUGGAUGGGAAACUUCACAGCCACAAUUCACACAAGAAAUCCACCAGCAAAGGCCUUCUUAUGUAUAGGUGGUGGAGCAACAAAUACUUCCCUUUUCUCCAACAUGGUGAGCAAUCAAAACAGCCAUGCCACAUUCAUUCGCUCCACCAUUUCUGUAGCUAGACAGUAUGGAUUUGAUGGUUUAGAUCUCGAUUGGGAAUUUCCAUCUAACCAGCAAGACAUGAUAAACCUGGCAUCCCUUUUCCAAGAAUGGCGUUCAGCAGUAGAGGAUGACUCAAUUGCUUCAGGCAAACGUCGACUUCUUCUAUCAGCAGCUGUUUACUUUUCUGCUGAUGUGCUCUUGGACAAUGUUGCUCGUACUUAUCCUGUUGAUGCCAUCAGAGAAUACGUUGACUCUGUAAAUCCUAUGUGCUUUGAUUACCAUGGUGGUUGGGACACAUCAAAAACAGGUGCUCAUGCAUUGCUUUAUGAUAAAACCAGCAACGUUAGCACGAGCUAUGGAAUUUCUACAUGGAAAGCAGAUGGAGUGCCGUCAAGAAAGCUAGUCAUGGGAAUGCCGGUGUAUGGGAGGACAUGGGAAUUGGAGGAUGCAAAUGAUCAUGGAAUUGGAGCUCCAGCAGUAGGAAUAGGCCCUGGAGAUCAAGGGGUUAUGUUGUAUAAAGAUAUAGUGGGUUUCAACAUAAAAAAUAAUGCCACUGUGGUUUAUGAUCCUGAAACAGUAUCAACCUAUGCUUAUGCUGGAACCAAUUGGAUAGGGUAUGAUGACCCUAGGUCGAUUCGAAGGAAGAUCAGGUUUGCCAAGGCUCAGGGUCUUGGGGGAUAUUUCUUCUGGGCACUUGGUUAUGAUGAGAACUGGACUCUUGCCAGAGCUGCUUCUAUGGCAUGGGACAGCAAAUAUGAUUGA